UAUCUGAAUCCAAGGCGGAAAUGGUACCGUGUAGAAGCUACCCCAUUGGUUCGUGAAGAUCAUAGUUUGAGAGGGUUGAGAAGCAGCGAUGAUGAAACUGUUCGACGCCCACUGUCACCUGCAGGACCCCCGAGUCUUAGACAAGGCACCCCAACUCAUUAAUACUGCCCUUGACACUGGGGUUGUCUGCUUUGCCGUUAACGGAGUUUCCGAGAAAGACUGGCACUUUGUUAAGGACUUGAGCGACACUUAUCCUUCUGUCAUUCCUUGCUUUGGCCUCCAUCCAUGGUUUAUUGCGGAGAGAAGCCCCAGUUGGUUGAAGUCCCUCAAAGAAUAUUUUGAUGCUACACCCUCUGCUGCAGUCGGAGAGAUUGGUGUGGACAAAGGACCACUUGCAACGCAUUCUAAUUUCUCAGAACAGGUUGAAGUACUGCGGCUGCAGCUUGAGCUAGCAAAAGAAUUGAACAGGCCAGCAUCUGUCCACUGUGUUGAUGCUUUUGAUGAACUUCUUCAGCUGAUGAAGUCCAUCGGGCCAUUUCCCGCUGGUGUCAUCCUUCAUUCCUACAUAGGUUCUGCGGAGAUGGUUCCUGAAUUUCACAAGCUUGGGGCUUAUUUUUCCUUCUCUGGGCAUCUUUUGUUUCUAAAACCAGACAAGGCGGAGGAAAUGCUGAAGAUGGUACCAUGUGAUAGGGUUUUAUUGGAGACAGAUGCGCCAGAUGGACUACUGAGAUCAAACGUAGAUUCUCUGUUUCUCGUUGAAGGGGAUCCUUCUCUCCCGCCGGACCUUCGUGGCCAAACCACUCUUUCCUCAAAUUCUGGCUUCCCCAUUGAUGCUUCAACGUUGCCAAAGGAAACACUCAAUCAUCCAGCAAACAUUCGCAACGUACUGGGUUACGUUGCGUCCAUGCUGGAGAUUCCUAAAGAAGAACUUGCUGAAUUAAGUUACCAAAAUGCUGUCCGCCUAUUCUCAUAUGAAGGUUCCAAACUAAUCAAAACGCCAACAAAACCAUAACAAAAGAUACAAUAUAUAUAUAUAUAUGUAUAUAUAUUGAGCCGACAUGUUAAUGUGCGGCGAUGGUUCGCUUGUAUGUCCCCCAAAUUUGGUUGUCUUUUCCUAAGAAGGAUGUGUCUCGGGCAGGGCUUAGUCAAUAUUAAUGUCAAUUAAAUUAAUUACUUGUGGGUCCGGGGAGCAUGAAAGUAAAGUGUCCAUGUCAAACACCGGACAAAUUUACGUCUGGGUGUUUGGGUAAUGAUUUUAAAAGUAAAAUAAGGAUAUGGGAAAAUUUUAUUUCAAUUUAUGUAAAAAAUAUUAUUGUGGAAAACUAAACACUCUCUAAAUUUAUGUAUUCAUAAUAUAUCGAAUUGUUAAAGUUGAGUCGUCAAAUUGAUGAAAUGUACACCCUUCAUAUAGUUUUUUAUAAGUUAAUAAAAUGGGAGAAAUUUUUAUUAUCAA
Messenger RNA from Neltuma alba, 1453 nucleotides. RefSeq lists its product as uncharacterized. The coding region runs from base 89 to 1012 and encodes 307 amino acids. Gene Ontology annotation, molecular function: hydrolase activity, acting on ester bonds. The transcript has 7 exons. Lineage: Eukaryota; Viridiplantae; Streptophyta; Magnoliopsida; Fabales; Fabaceae. The record is from RefSeq and is a predicted model, not a curated record.